Molecule: messenger RNA, 1069 nt
Organism: Drosophila guanche
Lineage: Eukaryota; Metazoa; Arthropoda; Insecta; Diptera; Drosophilidae
Exons: 2
Coding region: 203-1036 (277 amino acids)
Source: RefSeq, a predicted model, not a curated record
GUUUACCUCAAAAACAGUAUGUCCCGAUCCAAGCUCGGAUUCACAGAUAGAUCUGUUUACCUCUAUGAAAAUCACUUGACCUAUCGCUUCGUCGCUAAUAAUUGAGAUCCCUCGUGGAGAUUACAUUCAAAUUUUAGACUUAAAUCAUCAGUAUUUUUAUUGAAAUCUGGAUCUGACCGCCCUACCUCGUCUGCAGAACAGCAUGUUGAGGCACUACCCAACUGCCACUCCAGUACAUUUCCGCAUUCAGCUGCUGUCGGACAAGAAGGUCGUCAUGGUCGAAGCAGCAGGCUACGAAACGGAGAUCUUCUUGCCCCAGUUAUUGGAUGGUCGCAUUAACUUGAAAAACAUCAUUCGCAGUCGUCAGCCCAGACAACAUCAACAUCAACAUCAACAUCAGCUUCAGAAUUUUGAUAGCUUCGCCGAUUCCCGGUCAAUCCAAAGCAAGGUCAGACAGCGUUCGGGGCAAUCCAAGCUGACAACUGCAACAGCAGGUCUGGCUCCUCCCACAUUCAAUGGAGAUGUAUUUGCUGCAGGAGGUUCAAAUGUGGGAAAUGGUCCACAAUUCGCCUUGAAGCUGAUCUCCAAUGGUAGCGUGGUGCUCGUGGAGUCCAAUGGGUACGAGUCCGAGAUAUUCCUGCCCCAUAUGUCUUGCGCCUACGUUUCCAUGAAACGCGUUACAGCCAGCCAACUUGUCCAAUGCUCAUGCUUGACGUCCAAACAGGCAACUCGUCCAGAGAAAAUUAAUCCGAAUCCCACGGCUGUGAUGGGCCAACCCAAGUCCAAUCGUGUUAAUUUGCCCAAUGCAACGCGGCGGUGCGGCAUCGGAGAAUCCAAAAAGGAGAGCUCGGUAACAUUUACAGCAAAAGAUGGUGUGGAGGCUUUUGUGUCUCGGAGGGGAAAACGUCGCAAGACUCAUCAUCAGGAUAUGGCAAAAGCAAAGGCCAAGCAAUCUGAGGCUGGCGAUCAGCAGGUCAAAGUGAAGGCAUGUGAGCAACUGCCACUCCAGGAGUACUCACCCAGGCAUAUGACAUAAAAAUGUUACAAAUUGUAUUCUUACGCCAUUGCC